This is a messenger RNA of Manduca sexta (tobacco hornworm), 1402 nucleotides long. RefSeq lists its product as uncharacterized. The record is from RefSeq and is a predicted model, not a curated record. The transcript has 6 exons. NCBI's taxonomy places the organism in Eukaryota, Metazoa, Arthropoda, Insecta, Lepidoptera, Sphingidae. Bases 207 to 878 code for a protein of 223 amino acids.
UAUAUAUCGAUUAUCGAUGUUCGUAGGUAUCUAUUAUCUAAUCUAUUAUAAUUUUCUUUAAAUCUAAUGAUGUAGCAACAACCCAAAAAUAAUUAUAAUAUACUUAAUAUAUUUUGAAAUGCCACAGUCUUAAAAUUUUAUUGAAUAGAUGCGUGAAUCACUAUACCUACUUAGUGAAAGUAGGCUGGUUAGCACCAGUUAGCACCAUGGGUGAUAUUAUAGAGUUUACUACAUUAUCAACAAACAAGCGUUUAUUUUACAAAAUAUCAAAUAAUGGCAUGUGUUUUGAUAUUAGAACAACCGGCGUUGCUAUUAUCGGAUUAGCAAGAGUUCUGCAUGCCAAGUGUCUUGUGACGAUUAUAAUAGGAGCCGAUAGUGAAACAAUUAUUGGUGAUAAUCAUGGAAAAAUUGUACAAGUAAAUAUACAGGGUAUUGUUAAUGGAGAAGAAUACAAAAAGUUUUGGUUCAUGCAAGAUGCAGAACAUGUCAUGUAUGGUAGACAAGGGGAAACCAAUCCAAUACUUAAACUGCCUUUUAAUGAAUGUGAUCUCAAUUAUGUGACUUUCUACUGCCACAAUCAAAUAGAAAAAGUUUAUUGGAGAAUUGAAUUGCCACCGUUACUGAAGGUGCCUGAUAAUAAACCAAUAACCAAAGGCAAACUCCGAUGGGAGUUAAAGGACAAACAACUUCCUGAAGACGCACUGAUUGGAGGCCAUGAGGGUGAACCGUUGUACAUUGCGAGAGCGUUACUACAUAGAUCCUUGGUGCUGGGGAAAUAUGUGCCGUCGGAAAACAUUGCAUAUUUCUCUUGGGGAGGACAAAUUCUUAGAGAGAAAAAAUUUGAGUUGCAGCCCGAAGUCAGGAAGUUGGCGGUGUGAUAGUUGAUACCCCCGUGCCGUUUGAAGCAUGUGUAACCAUUGUUCCUGCGCCUGAUCUCUCUCCGGUCAUGUCGGAUUGUCUCACCGGUCUGUGCUCUGUGGGUAUGAUUGUAUGUGGGUGCCUACACAAGAGAACCAGAUACCAACACUAGCUGUCGAAGCGGGAUACUCUGAUAGUGAUGGAGAACCACUUUACAUUGGCAGAGUACGUCAUCGCGGACACCUCAUACCAGGCAGAUUACAACCCUCGCAGAAAGCUUGUUACGUACUGUAUAAAUUUCAGCAGAUUACGGCUGCAAACUACGAAAUAUUAACAUUAAGUCAAGGUUUACAAAGUGUAAAUACGUUUUUAAUACCCAGUGAGGAUAAAACACUUGCUAUGCAUAAUUUUCGUGAUCUACGGUGUAAUUUGUGGGGACCGUUAUAUAGCAACGACAAUGAGUAUGACAUAAUUAUUGGUUAUUUAUAGCAUACAAUAUUCAUAUUACAUUUUAAUGCUAAAUAUAAUUUAAUAGUAACGGCAA